GACGUCACCGGGCGGGCCGAGGGGCAGUUCUUUUCCUCCUUGCACGCGGUUGAGGUGAGCGGUUGGCCUGCGCAGCGCGUGCUAAGUGAUGCCGGGAAAACUCCGUAGUAACGCCGGUUUGGAACCAGACAUGGCCUUGGAAAAGAAAGGGAACGAGAAGAAAGGCAGAAAAGAGAAGACAAAGUCUAACAAGACUGAGGAGUCACCAGAAAUAAAGGAAGAAACUGUUUCUUCCAAAGCUAAAAGUGUUAAGAAUAAAGCAGGGCCGUCUGAAGUUGACACGAAUCCAUCUAAAUCCAAAAAGACCAAAAAAUCAGAGGAGCCACCUCAAGAUGAAGUUAUUGUUCCUAAAACCAAAAAUACAAAGAAGCAAAAGGAGCCCAUUGAAGAGAAAAUUACCUCUCCUAAAAUUAAAAAAGCAGUGAAAAGUGAGGAGCCUUCUGAAGAAGAUAUAGAUGCUCCUAAGCCCAAAAAGAUGAAGAAAGAAAAAGAAGUGAAUGGAGAAAUUGGAGAAAAAAGUCCCAGACUGAAAAAUGGGCUCUCUCAUCCCAAAGCUAAUUCCAAUGAUGCUGCCAGUGAGGAAAGUAACAGUGAGAUAGAGCAGGAAAUACCUGUGGAACAAAAAGAAGGCGCUUUCUCUAAUUUUCCCAUAUCUGAAGAAACUGUUAAACUUCUCAAAGCUCGUGGGGUGAACUUCUUGUUUCCUAUACAAGCAAAGACCUUUCACCAUGUCUAUAGUGGAAAAGAUUUAAUUGCACAGGCGCGGACAGGCACAGGGAAGACAUUCUCCUUUGCUAUCCCUUUGAUAGAGAAACUUCAGGGACAACUGCAAGACAAGAAGAGAGGUCGUGCCCCCCAGGUACUUGUCCUUGCGCCUACAAGAGAGUUGGCACAUCAAGUAAGCAGAGACUUCAGUGACAUCACAAAGAAGCUGGCAGUGGCUUGUUUUUAUGGUGGAACACCGUAUGGAGGUCAAAUUGAACGAAUGCGGAAUGGGAUUGAUAUCCUGGUUGGGACUCCUGGUCGUAUUAAAGACCACUUGCAGAAUGGCAAGCUGGAUCUCUCCAAACUGAAGCAUGUAGUCCUGGAUGAAGUUGACCAGAUGUUGGAUAUGGGUUUUGCUGAUCAAGUAGAAGAGAUAUUAUGUGUGGCAUACAAGAAAGAUUCUGAAGACAAUCCUCAAACAUUGCUUUUUUCUGCAACUUGCCCAAGUUGGGUAUUUAAUGUUGCCAAGAAGUACAUGAAGUCUACAUAUGAACAGGUGGACCUAAUUGGUAAAAAGACUCAGAAAACAGCAAUAACUGUAGAGCACCUGGCUAUCAAGUGCCACUGGACACAGAGAGCAGCAGUUAUUGGAGAUGUGAUCCGAGUAUAUAGUGGCCAUCAAGGGCGCACUAUUGUCUUCUGUGAAACCAAGAAAGAAGCCCAGGAGCUGUCACAGAAUGCAUCAAUAAAGCAGGAUGCCCAGUCAUUACAUGGAGACAUUCCACAGAAGCAAAGGGAAAUCACCCUGAAAGGUUUCAGAAAUGGUGAUUUUGGAGUUAUGGUGGCAACCAACGUUGCUGCACGUGGAUUAGAUAUCCCUGAGGUUGAUUUGGUUGUGCAAAGCUGUCCGCCAAAGGAUGUAGAGUCCUACAUUCAUCGUUCUGGGCGGACGGGCAGAGCUGGAAGGACAGGGGUUUGCAUCUGUUUUUAUCAGCACAAGGAAGAAUAUCAGUUAGCACAAGUGGAGCAGAGAGCGGGAAUUAAAUUUAAACGAAUAGGAGUCCCUUCUCCAACAGAAAUAAUAAAAGCUUCUAGCAAAGAUGCUAUCAGGCUUUUGGAUUCUGUGCCUCCUACUGCCAUUAGCCACUUCAAACAGUCAGCUGAGAAGCUGAUAGAGGAAAAGGGAGCUGUGGAGGCCCUGGCAGCUGCGCUGGCCCACAUUUCAGGUGCUACAUCAGUAGACCAGCGCUCUUUGAUCAACUCAGAGGCGGGUUUUGUGACCAUGAUCUUGCGGUGCUCAAUUGAAAUGCCAAACAUCAGUUAUGCUUGGAAAGAACUUAAGGAGCAACUGGGUGAGGAUAUUGAUUCCAAAGUGAAGGGAAUGGUCUUCCUCAAAGGGAAGCUGGGCGUUUGUUUUGAUGUCCGUACUGCUGCAGUUACAGAAAUACAGGAGAAAUGGCAUGACUCAAGACGCUGGCAACUUGCUGUAGCCACAGAACAGCCAGAGCUGGAAGGACCACGGGAAGGAUUUCGAGGCCCCAGGGGUCGGGAAGGUGGCCGUGGCUUCCGGGGACAGCGAGACGGAAGCAGAGGCUUCAGGGGACAGCGGGGAGGAAGCAGAAACUCCAGGGGACAGAGAUCAGGAGGUGGCAAUAAAAGUAACAGAUCUCAAAACACAGGCCAGAAGCGGAGUUUUAGGAAAGCAUUUGGUCAGUGAUCAGAAGUAGAGGAAUUACGUGGCAGAAACGAAAGUGUUCAGCAACAUGGAACUGAAUGCUAUUUUUCACACAAUUUCAUUUGAUCACCGUCAUUUGUAACUAUUGCUGUUGCUUUUUAUCAGGUUUUCAUUUGAAAAGGAAAAUGAAUUCAUUACAUCUAAUAUAUUGUCUAGAUUAUAAAAUAAAAUCAAGCACAUAUCUGCCUAUACUGUACUUGUAAGUUAAUCUUUUUUUUUUUAUUUUUUAUAAUGUAGUGCUAGGAAUUGAACCCAGGGCCUCAUACAUGCUAAGCAUGUGCCCUACCACUAAGUUACAUCCCCACCCCGCAGAGUAUUUCCUAAUAGUAGUGUCCUUCCCUAAAGUAAAUGCCUUAGGGAAGCAGCAAUCUCUGGAGGACCACUUUAUCCUUUGAAAGCCAAAGCUUUCAUCUGUAAUUGGCAUUCAUUGACCUCUUGCUAUAAUUACUUGUGUGGUCUUAUUACAGGUCUUCUGAGAACUGAUGCAAGACAGUGUUUUGAAACAAGAUUUUAAACUUACUUAAGCUUUAGUAAUUUUUGCCAGUAUAUGCUCUAGAUUUGGAGGGUGAAGUAUUCUGUAUAGAUUACCCACAUUUGUGCACGUUUUGAUAUGCUUUUAACUCCUCAUGGUAAUUCAUGCUUCGUUGAACGCUUCACAAAUAGUGUAUAUAGAAGUACAUUUUAAUGGAAAGCCAGUGACUAAAAAAAGGAAUUUCAAAUGUAUAAGAUGGCUCCAUUGCUUUCUUUAGGGAAGAGGCCGAAUAAAUCGUGUAAAUGGUUGUGCUCCACUUCUUCCUGUUGGAAGAUGAAUGUUGUUUACCAAGAAGUAAUUAAAGGAAGUGAGGGAGCAGUCUUUUUUUUUUUUUUUUUUUUUUUUUUUUUUUUUUUUUUUUCCUCUCGAGAAAGUUUUUAUGUUUUACACCUUAUGGGACAUACCUAAAAUAUAUAUAAAUUCUAAUACAGAAAAUGUUGUCUUUUCAGAUUAUCUUGAAAUCUCAUAUUUUUGUGACUGAAAUUAGAUCUUGACUUAUUAGCAGAUCAUCUGGGGAAAAGUUCAAAGGCUUCUAAUUCAGCAGUAGCUUCUCUUUUUAUUUAUGCUCUUUUCCAACUCUUGCUGUAUCAAAGAUCUGCAUCACUCUAUCACAAGUUUGUUAUUUGCCCUUUCCAGCCUCUUCUGAACAUUGUUGAGCUCACUAGACAAUGGUUUGUUAGGUUUGCGUUCUUUUGUCUUUUUGAGACAAGGUCUCACUAUGCAGCUCAGGCUGGCCUUGAGCUCACUUUUUAACCCAGGCUAGUCUCGAACUCACAAUGAUCCUCCUGCCUUAGCCUCCUGAGUGCUGGGAUUACAGGCGUGAGCCACCAUGCCCAGCAGUUUUCCAGUUGAAUUUUCAUUUUAUGGAGCUCUGAUUCCAGGUUUUGGAUUCUGUCUUCCAUUUGUCACAGAGGUAUUGUUACUGUCUCUUAACUGCUCUGAAUGUUCUUGACCUGUUACUUGUGUCAGAUUGGUAUGUAACAGGUGUUUCUGAGCACGUUCCAUUUUUCCUGCUUGCUUUUUUAUUUUAACUUUUAAACUCUCCAAUUUAAAUUCUCCAAUUCAAGCCUAUCUAGGUCUUGCAUUUUUUUCACAACAUUGCAAAGCUCUUGUGUGCUGAUUCUGUGCUUCUUUCAACUGAUUGAUUUCUUGCAGUCUUCAAUUCCUUACCAGGUGUUAUAAGAGAAAUUUGAGGCUUUGCUUCAACUUCUUGAAAAUAUUCAAGACUUUUUCUCGUCUAGUUUUCUUGCAGUCUUCAAUUCCUUUCCAGGUGUUAUAAGAGAAAUUUGAGGCUUUGCUUCAACUUCUUGAAAAUAUUCAAGACUUUUUCUCGUCUUGUUUUUUUGAAGCCUUGAAUUCCUUUCCAGGUGUUAUAAGAGAAAUUUGAGGCUUUGCUUCAACUUCUUGAAAAUAUUCAAGACUUUUUCUCGUCUUGUUUUCUUGCAGUCUUCAAUUCCUUACCAGGUGUUAUAAGAGAAAUUUGAGGCUUUGCUUCAACUUCUUGAAAAUAUUCAAGACUUUUUCUCGUCUUGUUUUUUUGAAGCCUUGAAUUCCUUUCCAGGUGUUAUAAGAGAAAUUUGAGGCUUUGCUUCAACUUCUUGAAAAUAUUCAAGACUUUUUCUCGUCUUGUUUUUUUGAAGUCUUGAAUUCCUUUCCAGGUGUUAUAAGAGAAAUUUGAGGCUUUGCUUCAACUUCUUGAAAAUAUUCAAGACUUUUUCUCGUCUUGUUUUCUUGCAGUCUUCAAUUCCUUACCAGGUGUUAUAAGAGAAAUUUGAGGCUUUGCUUCAACUUCUUGAAAAUAUUCAAGACUUUUUCUAAGGCAAGUCUUAAAUUGCCAAGUUCUCUUUCUUGUAGUAUUUCUUCAGGUUCUAACUGCAGAUUUACUUCUUUUGCUUCUCUUAGCUCCUUCUGAGGUUUCCUCAGUUUAUUUUCAGAUUUUUUACUUUUUCCUUUCUGCUCCUCUCCUGGAAUCUUCAGAUACCAAGGUCUUCUCACAUUGAGGAGACGGUGACUCGCUACCCUCUGAAGGUGUUUCAGAUGGCUGAGAUAAGUCAUCAACGUCAUCCACAGCACUUAGCUGCUUUUUGACGUUGCUUAUUCCAUUAGAGGUUUUCUUGGCAGACCAUCCUCCGUCUUGGACAGUGUCUUGUAAUUUGCAAACACGCUUCACUUGUAGAACAGCAAACAGGGUUCAGGCCUUCUUAGACACUGAGGAAGUCACAGAUUCUGUGGAGUGUCACCAUUUAUUUCUAAGCAGUCUUACAUUGCUGAAGAGUAUGUCAGCACCUUAAUGUAUAUCAAGAGGUUAACGUCUAGUGGGUAGCAUGGGGUCCUUUUUUAUAUAAUCAUGGGAAUCUUGGCAAGUUUUAGAGGAAAGAUAAAAGUACAUGGUUUGUCUCAUUUUCAUUUACUUUGAACAACCAAAAUCUAUGCUCUGAUUUCUGCUCUGUAACUCUGACUGCCUGUUAUUUGAGCACCUUACAGAAAGGGCCCUGAUAACCUACCCAGCACCUGAUCCUGAGGCCACACCCUUUUUCUGUGUGAACUUCAGUGUAAGCCUCAAAUACUGACCAGGUGUCUCCUGUCCUCUUGGAAUUCUCUUGGCUUUUAUUCCUUGGUCAACUUGUCAGUUUUAGUGCUUUAUUCCUGUCCCUCAAGCCAUAGGGAAUUAGGAGAAAUUUUGGGUGAUAGCCUAUCCACAUGUGCCUUGUGGGUUACAAUUUAUUAGAUUCUGGUUUUGUCCAAAUGCUGGGCAUGCUUUUUUGGUCUUUUUGAGACAGGGUCUUGCUGUGUAGUUCUGGCUGGCCUUGAGCUCACUUUGUAGCCCAGGCUAGUCUCUGAACUCCCAAUGAUCCUCCUGCCUCAGCCUCCCGAGCGCUGGGAUUACAGGCGUGAGCCACCAUGCCCGGCAUGCUUUAAUAACAACCAAAACAUUGUAAAAUUUCGAUAGGAGUAAGUGGUUUAUAAAGGUAUGAUAACUGGGCAAUCAGGUAUAAAAAGUUAGAGGGAAGGAUUAAUAGCAAUUUCACCUUAUACAAUCUGUUUUUUAAAAAUAUGUGGGUGUUUCAUUAAGUGAAGGUAAUGUUUCUUCUGGAUCCAAGAACCAUAUUUGUAAGUCUGUAGUUCAGCUUCUCUUUGGUUUAAAUGGGCUUAUUGGACUAACCUGAAAACACUGUCAUUUUUACUAUUUUCUACAGAGAAAAUAUUUUCCAAUUUAUGUGUUAAACAGCUAAAUGGACAUGAAUUACAACCAUUUUUUUUAUGUUGGGGCUAUUUGUGCAGUGGUUUCUCUAGUUGUACAUAAGUUUUUACUGUAAAAUUAGUUAAUGUAUAAAAGACUACUUUUGCCAUAAUAAAGAUACUAGUGCUUUGUG
This is a messenger RNA of Cavia porcellus (domestic guinea pig), 6346 nucleotides long. It is a transcript of the gene Ddx21, whose product is annotated as DExD-box helicase 21. Gene Ontology annotation, molecular function: RNA binding; ATP binding; RNA helicase activity. The transcript is spliced from 15 exons. The coding region runs from base 89 to 2422 and encodes 777 amino acids. The record is from RefSeq and is a predicted model, not a curated record. NCBI's taxonomy places the organism in Eukaryota, Metazoa, Chordata, Mammalia, Rodentia, Caviidae.